UAAAUAUAAGCCUUCGUACGCUUUGUGAUCUGUUCCAUUAAUUAAGUGAAGUUUUAGCGAUGACGAUAUGCUUGGUGGGCGAUCUAAUGUAAUGGUGGCUAUUUUGAGGGAAGUUUGUUUGUCUUUUUGUUUUCUGAAAGCUCUAUAUUUGUUUUAAUAUUUACUUUUUAUACGUUUUUAAAUGUUAAGAUAAAUAUAUUGUCGUGCUUUGUAGCCAAUCUUAACCAAACCAGACUUUGACUACAAGCCUAGAUUUCUAGGCAGCACCUUAAAAGCCAGCUAGAUAGCUAUUUUUUAUUCAUUUUUAUUCACUUUUACUCACCUUUUAUCCUUCCCAACAGUAUUUGUUUAAAUGUUGCAGUUGUGGCUAUCUAGCUACCUCUGGAUAAAAAGUGACAGUAGUUCAAUGCAGCUUGGCUGCAACAAAAUUCUUAUGUCCAAUGCAUUAUGUUACUGUAAUAUAAACUAAUAAGCUAAAAGUCUAAAGUUUAUUGAUUCAAGGAGACAACAGUCUCAAUAAACCUUGACAUGCUGACAGAAGAAAAUGAAACGAUUGGGCUACAUGGACGAAGGCCAUUUGGGUUUCCAAGUGAGGUUAUUUUUACAUUUUUCUCUUCUGAAUACUUUUUAUUUAUAGGAAUAUUUCUUUCUGGUAUGUUUUCAUAUGUUAAGGUGAAUAUAUCAUUACUUUUUUAGCCACAUACAAUUCUUAAACACACUUAUUUAAAGAUUUUUACUACGAACGUACAUUAUGACAAGAUCAGGACUUUAGCCAGUUAGUUAUAUUUUUUGCUUUUAUUUAAACCAGAGUUACCUUUUAUUUUGGAACUUUCACAGGGUGUCUUGUUGUACAUAUGACAAGUUUUUCCAUAACCUGCAUUCUUUGUUUGUAUUUCAACCGUUCCUGCAAGAAAUUUAUUUUUGAGUAAGCAGAUGCAUGACGUAAAGUAUACAUUUAUUAAGCGCUCCAACCUGAUGUCCACCUCGGUUUUUCUGCACUUAAACGCUCUACCUGGCGUUUGCCGUUAGGUUACCCUGGAAUAAUGGUGGUUUAACCAGGCGUUUCACGCCGGCUCUACCGGCUAUCUCUAUAAUAAUACAGUUGAACUCAUGUAAUUCGAACUCCUAUAAUUCGAAAACUCACUUAAUUCGAACAGAUUCUGUGGUCCACUCAGAAUUUCCCUUGAAAACCUUACAAAAAAACUCCUAUAAUUCGAACCCAUGUAAUUCGAAAAAUCAUGUAAAUCGAACAGAUUUUCGGGUCUCAUCAAGAAAUUUUAAUCAUGUAAUUCGAAUUUUCGAAUUUUUUGAGUUUUUGAAGCUUACCAACUCGAUAAUUUGCAAUCGAAUGUUUUUUUUUACAUUCGAUUGAAGCUCGUCCACUGCUUUUGGCUUCCAUUUCUUAUCAAGACAAGAUGGGGAAAAGAAAGCAUAAAGAACUCACUUUAAAAACAAAAUAUGAAGCUCUCCGUGACUUGGAGGAUGGUAUGUCCAAUAAAGACGCAUCCAUCAAGUACUAUGUUCCAAGCAGCACCUUGUCAACAUGGAAGAACAAUAAAGAGAAGAUAUUCCUUGCUUUCAAAAAGUCGUCACUAAAACGCCAGAGAGUUAAGACUGACACGUACGAAAAAUUGAAUGAAUCGUUGUUGACUUGGUUUACCUCAAUGCGCGGUAACAACAUCCCAAUUAAUGGACCAAUUUUAAUCGAGAAAGCUCGUGAAUUUGCCACAGCAUUCAACUAUGAAGAUUUUUCAGCAUCGAGCGGAUGGUUGAGAGGCUGGAAGGAGAGAUAUGGAAUCACAUUCAAAGAAGUAUCUGGGGAGUCCGCAAAAGUAACAAGUGAGAUGACAGCACCUUGGGAAGAAACUACCCUACCAACUAUAUUGGUCAGAUAUGAAUUAAAAGACAUCUUCAAUGCCGAUGAAUUCGGCCUAUUCUACCAAGCGCUACCAUCAAAGUCUUAUCACUUCAAAGGAAAACGCUGUUCCGGCGGAAAGCACAGCAAAGUGCGCCUAACAGGAAUGGCUGCAUCCAAUGCUUUGGGCGAAAGGCUUCCAAUGUUUGUGAUUGGAAAGUCCGCGAAACCCAGAUGUUUCAAAAACGUGAGAAAUCUACCCUGUCGGUAUCGCUCGCAAAAUAAAUCCUGGAUGGAUGGAGUAUUAUUUGAAGAAUGGGUUAGAGAAUUAGAUCGUAAAUUCGAGUCACAAGGAAGGAAAAUUGUUUUAAUAGUCGACAACUGUCCCGCACACCCAAACAUCACAGAGUUAAAGGCUGUAAAUCUACAAUUCCUGCCACCUAACACCACUUCUUGUACCCAACCUAUGGAUCAAGGAGUUAUCAGGUCUUUGAAGGCAAAAUACCGAUCACUGGUAAUUCGAAGGAUCUUGAAAGCGUUAGACAAGAAGGCUGAACUACCGAAAACAUCAAUUCUUGAAGCCAUGAUAAUGCUCAAGACGGCUUGGGAUAGUGUGUCGAGUGAAACAAUCGUAAAUUGCUUUCGAAAAUCAGGAAUCUCGGAGGUUGCAAGGAAUGGUGCUAUGGAUGAGAAUGACGAUCCUUUCAAAGAUACGGAAAGUGACAAGAGCGAUUCAGACGACGAAAAUGAUGAAACGAAUGUUGUAGAAGAUUUGAAUCAAGAUCUAGACCGAUUACGAAAGAUUAGACCUGACAUUGCACCUGACGAUCGGGAUGUCGAAUCGUUCAUUGAUAUAGAUUUCAACGUUGUUACUAAUGAAUCACGCCCAUUGUCUGUCAAAGAAAUCGUGGAUAUGUAUAAAAAUCCGGAAGUAGAAGUCAUCGAUGACGGCUCUUCAGACGACGAAAGUGCAGAGUGUCCUGAUGAUGAACCAAUUCCACCCCCAUCGCAAAAUGAGAUUGACGAUGCAAUCGAGACUCUCAAAAAGAUGACCCUUUUCGAAUCAUCGAACGUCAUCCCAUUGAUUCAGAAGAUCUCCGAAGAGAUUUCCAAGAAACGAGAGCAGAAAAUGAAACAAUCAACAAUCAAAGACUUUUUCGAAAAAUUAUGAAUUUAGUAUUUCAUUAUUCUAACUCGAAAAUACAAAAAAUAGUUCGAAAGUAAACCUGGGAAAGACUUUUUUUAUCGAAUUAGGUCAA
Messenger RNA from Hydractinia symbiolongicarpus, 3114 nucleotides. Its product is annotated as tigger transposable element-derived protein 4-like. The transcript has 3 exons. Bases 1416 to 3026 code for a protein of 536 amino acids. Gene Ontology annotation, molecular function: DNA binding. The record is from RefSeq and is a predicted model, not a curated record. Gene Ontology annotation, cellular component: nucleus. Lineage: Eukaryota; Metazoa; Cnidaria; Hydrozoa; Anthoathecata; Hydractiniidae.